Messenger RNA from Paracoccidioides brasiliensis Pb18, 285 nucleotides. RefSeq lists its product as uncharacterized. The coding region runs from base 1 to 285 and encodes 94 amino acids. The transcript has a single exon. The record is from RefSeq and is a predicted model, not a curated record.
AUGGGACCCUCCAGCACUGUAGAGGAUCAGUCCGCGAUCAUUGAUCAAGGUGCAAGAAAACCCUCCGAUACGCGAAAUGAUGAAGUGCAGGGAACCUGGGAAUCCAAAGCUGCUCAUUGGACCGAUAAUGUCUGUGUAAACCUUGGAAGCCAUGCAACAACAUCUGUUGCAGGCAAACAGCCUCCACUGCUUUGUCUACGUGGUGUUGGCAGAGAGGAACAUAUCAAGAUUGCAGACGAGGGAAGCAUGGAUAGAAGAGUUGAGGCUAGGUCGAACAGUUCGUAG